Morus notabilis is the source of this 874-nucleotide messenger RNA. RefSeq names its product small nuclear ribonucleoprotein SmD1b. Gene Ontology annotation, molecular function: RNA binding. The coding region runs from base 217 to 564 and encodes 115 amino acids. Gene Ontology annotation, biological process: RNA processing; spliceosomal snRNP assembly. Lineage: Eukaryota; Viridiplantae; Streptophyta; Magnoliopsida; Rosales; Moraceae. The transcript is spliced from 5 exons. Gene Ontology annotation, cellular component: U4 snRNP; U2 snRNP; SMN-Sm protein complex. The record is from RefSeq and is a predicted model, not a curated record.
AAUUCGUUCUAAAAUCCUGUGUGAAAAUCUCGGGUUCAUUUUCACAAUUUCAAAAAACAAAACCCCCCAGACCGAGAGGCCAGGGUUAUAUAAAACCCAUCUCUCUCGCCGCUCCUCCGUCUCCUCCAUUUUCCAUCUCCGCCGUCUGAGGCCUUUCUCUUCUUUUCCUUCUUCGGUCGUGUUUCUGUUUCCGAAGUUCAAGUCCUAGCUUCCAAGAUGAAGCUCGUUAGGUUCUUGAUGAAGUUGAACAACGAGACAGUGUCGAUUGAACUCAAAAACGGCACCGUUGUACACGGCACCAUCACAGGUGUGGAUAUCAGUAUGAACACACAUUUGAAGACCGUGAAACUGACUUUGAAGGGGAAGAACCCAGUGACUCUAGACCAUCUCAGCGUGAGGGGUAACAAUAUUAGAUAUUACAUCCUUCCUGACAGCUUGAAUCUUGAGACUCUGCUGGUAGAAGAGACGCCUAGGGUCAAGCCAAAGAAGCCCACUGCUGGGAGGCCUGUGGGACGUGGUCGUGGACGUGGACGUGGAAGGGGACGUGGCCGCGGCGGCCGUUAGAUGCAUGGCGCUGGUUUCAAUUUUUUAGGCACCUGUUUAUGUAAAAACACCUAUGUUGUAAGGGAGAACUUAUCGGAGAUCCUAUUAGAGGUAUCAAAGGAGUGACAUCACUGUUACUUCAAUUAGUUAUCUGCCUGGUGAUUUGACACUCAUCAUUUCUUGCUUGUAGUGUUUACUUUUGGAUGUUGAUUCAAAGAGAACUAGUACUCCCUAUGUUUUGGGUGACCAGAUCGUUCAACAGCUGCUAUUACCAAAGCAUCAAUUCAUGGAUUUAUGCCGUCUUAUUAUAGUUUGAUCGAUCUUACCAUGA